Molecule: messenger RNA, 1185 nt
Organism: Didymodactylos carnosus
Lineage: Eukaryota; Metazoa; Rotifera; Eurotatoria; Philodinida; Philodinidae
Source: the annotation of a GenBank genome assembly
AUGCAUUGGCCUGCCACCGAACAAGAAUGUUAUGCCAUCAUAUCAGCCAUUGAAAAAUGGCAUAAACAUCUUGAUGGACGUCCAUUUGUUAUUGAAACAGACCAUAAACCAUUGUUACCAUUUAAUUUAAAACACCAACCGAAUUCAAAAUGCGAGCGAUGGCGUUUAAAAUUACAACAAUACCAAUUCACCGUUCAUUAUAUUAAGGGCAAACACAAUACAGUAGCUGAUUAUUUAUCACGUUCGCCUGUCGAUGAUGCAACGAACGACGAAGAUGAUUAUUUUCCAACUAUGUCCCGAGGGACACAAAUCGAAAAUUCUACACCACUACAGAUCGUAGCACCCGUUGUCACCCGAGCGCAAUCAGAACAACAUGAUAAGAGGGCUGAUAGUUAUGCGACGGAUCAGACCUGUGAUCCACUGCAACAGAAGACGAAUGAUCACACACCCGUCGAUCGCUCCUGUGUUGCACAAGACCGCCCGAGGACCACUACAAACGUCGAUGAUAAAUUACUCAUUCUAUCUGCAAAAGACAAUAUGUUAAUGAGAAAAUCGUCUCCACUAGUUCCAUUCGUACCGAAAGGACAAAUACGCGCAGACAUUAUAAAAAUUUAUCAUGAUACACGUGGAAACGGAGCCCAUUUUGGUCGUGACCGAACGAUAUCAAAAAUUAAACAACGUUAUUUCUGGCCAUCCAUGAUACAAGAUAUUAAGAAUCACGUACAAUCAUGCUUAUUGUGUGCGCAAUAUAAUCCAUGUCGAUGUAAGCCACCUGGGGCAUUGAAACCAAUAAAACCACCGUCCGGAGUCUGGCAAUUACUUACAAUGGACUUUCACGGACCGAUCACACCCACCACACAGCGAGGCAAUAAAUAUAUUAUAUCCCUUACGGAUGUACUGUCAAAAUUCGUUAUUACACGAGCUGUCCGUGAUUGUACGGCAGAAACAGCCGCUCGAUUUAUCAAAGAAGAUGUUAUUUGCAAGUAUGGGACACCGCGUUGUAUUUUAACAGACAAUGGUAGCCACUUCACAUCGAUGAUGAUGAACAAUUUAUUAAAAGAAAUCGGCGUUACACACUUACAUUCUACACCCUAUCAUCCACAAACGAACGGUCAGAUAGAAAGAUACAAUUCAACAAUGGAACCAAAAAUAGUCACACUAUCGAAUGAACGAAAAACCGAUUGA